AUGAUCAAAUCUCUAAACCCCCUAAAAUCAGCAAAAAUAGGGUUAAUCGAAGAGCCCCACCGUAAUUCCACUGAGGAUUCGAGCUCCUGCUUUGGUUUAAGGAAGAAGAACAGCAAAAACCAGAGAGAGAAGCCGAAGAUGACUCAGACCAACGCCGGAGCUGGAACCGGAGCCGCCGCAGCAACGGAGACUCCUCAGCCUCAGCCGCAGAGCAACGAGAUGGUUUUGCACACUGGAAGCUUGAGUUUCAGCAGCCAUAUGUCGAGAGAGGACGAGGAGAUGACUCGCUCUGCGCUCUCUGCGUUCAGGGCUAAAGAGGAUGAGAUUGAGAAGAGGAAGAUGGAAGUUCGCGAACGGAUCCAGGCUCAGUUGGGUCGGGUCGAGGAAGAAACCCGACGCCUCUCCACUAUUCGUGAGGAGCUUGAGUCUAUGGCAGAUCCUAUGAGGAAGGAAGUCUCUGUGGUUCGUAAGAAGAUUGAUAGUGUGAACAAAGAACUCAAACCUUUAGGUUCCACUGUUCAAAAGAAGGAAAGGGAAUACAAAGAAGCACUUGAUACAUUCAACGAGAAGAACAGAGAGAAAGUGCAGCUGAUCACCAAACUCAUGGAGUUGGUAGGAGAAAGCGAGAAGUUGAGGAUGAAGAAGCUGGAGGAGCUGAGCAAGAGCAUAGAAACA
Molecule: messenger RNA, 675 nt
Organism: Thlaspi arvense
Lineage: Eukaryota; Viridiplantae; Streptophyta; Magnoliopsida; Brassicales; Brassicaceae
Source: the annotation of a GenBank genome assembly